Messenger RNA from Cyphellophora attinorum, 411 nucleotides. RefSeq lists its product as uncharacterized. The record is from RefSeq and is a predicted model, not a curated record. Gene Ontology annotation, cellular component: mitochondrial inner membrane peptidase complex. The transcript has a single exon. NCBI's taxonomy places the organism in Eukaryota, Fungi, Ascomycota, Eurotiomycetes, Chaetothyriales, Cyphellophoraceae. Bases 1 to 411 code for a protein of 136 amino acids.
AUGGCGCCUACCGAACACACCUUCCCCGUCUCCUCCCUCCCCUCUCAGGUCCACUCUACCACCAAGAAUUUCAAGACCAAAUCUCGCAAGCUUCCCACCGACUUUGACCUCCAGCGCGCUUGCGAGCUAUUCGAAGUCGUGCAAUACAGCUGCACAUCCGAGAAAGAGAUGCGGGACGCAGUCCUGCGCAACCCCAACGCAAAGCCUUUGCCCAUGGAAUGCUUCCCCUUCGUGAGGUUAUUCAGGCGGUGUGGGCAGAGGGAUGGUAGCGUAUUCCACGUUGAGACGACUGCGUGGGAAGGGCAGUAUAAGUGGGAGGCGCCUACGAAGAGGAUACUUGAAGAGGCAACCACUCUGCAUGAUGACGCGAAAGAGAAAGGCAGGGGCAGAUGGUCGUGGUGGUCUGGAUGA